Messenger RNA from Suricata suricatta (meerkat), 3371 nucleotides. It is a transcript of the gene GPR83, whose product is annotated as G protein-coupled receptor 83. Gene Ontology annotation, cellular component: membrane. Gene Ontology annotation, molecular function: neuropeptide Y receptor activity. Gene Ontology annotation, biological process: neuropeptide signaling pathway. The annotation marks the transcript as partial. The transcript is spliced from 4 exons. Lineage: Eukaryota; Metazoa; Chordata; Mammalia; Carnivora; Herpestidae. The record is from RefSeq and is a predicted model, not a curated record.
CCCCUGGUGCGAGCCGCCGAGCGCCCCGAGGGCCUGGCCGACGAGCCCGGCCUGGAGGCGGCCCUGGCCAUGCCCAACGCCUCGCACUUCUUUUGGAGCAACUACACCUUCUCCGACUGGCAGAACUUUGUGGGCCGGAGGCGCUACGGGGCCGAGUCCCAGGACCCCACGGUGAAAGCCCUGCUCAUCGUGGCUUACUCCUUCAUCAUCGUCUUCUCGCUCUUCGGCAACGUGCUGGUCUGUCAUGUCAUCUUCAAGAACCAGCGAAUGCACUCGGCCACCAGCCUCUUCAUCGUCAACCUGGCGGUCGCCGACAUCAUGAUCACGCUGCUCAACACGCCCUUUACCUUGGUCCGCUUUGUGAACAGCACAUGGGUGUUCGGGAAAGGCAUGUGCCACGUCAGCCGCUUCGCCCAAUACUGCUCUCUGCACGUCUCAGCACUGACGUUGACGGCCAUUGCCGUUGACCGCCACCAGGUCAUUAUGCAUCCGUUAAAACCCCGGAUCUCGAUCACAAAAGGUGUCAUCUACAUCACGGUCAUCUGGACCAUGGCUACGUUCUUUUCACUCCCACACGCCAUCUGCCAGAAAUUAUUUACCUUCAAGUACAGUGAGGAUGUUGUCCGCUCCCUGUGCCUGCCAGACUUCCCUGAGCCAGCUGACCUCUUCUGGAAGUAUCUGGACUUGGCCACCUUCAUCCUGCUUUAUAUCCUACCCCUCCUGAUUAUCUCUGUGGCCUAUGCCCGUGUGGCCAAGAAGCUGUGGUUGUGCAACACAAUUGGCGAUGUGACCACAGAGCAGUACCUGGCCCUGCGGCGCAAGAAGAAGAAGACCAUCAAGAUGCUGAUGCUCGUGGUGGUCCUCUUUGCCCUCUGCUGGUUCCCCCUCAACUGCUAUGUCCUCCUCCUGUCCAGCAAGGUCAUCCACACCAAUAAUGCCCUCUACUUCGCCUUCCACUGGUUUGCCAUGAGCAGCACUUGCUACAAUCCCUUCAUCUACUGCUGGCUCAACGAGAACUUCAGGGUCGAGCUGAAGGCAUUACUUAGCAUGUGCCAAAGGCUGCCCAAGCCCCAGGAGGAAAGGCCACCUUCCCCAGUCCCUUCCUUUAGGGUGGCUUGGACAGAGAAGAGCAGUGGCCGGAGGGCUCCACUAGCUAACAACCUUCUGCCCUCCUCUCAACUCCAGGCUGGGAAGACAGACUUGUCUUCUGUGGAGCCCAUUGUGGCAGUGAGUUAGAGGAGGGUGAGAAGAGGCAGGGGGAAGGCUCUCUCUCCAGCUGGGUUUGGGAAAGGGCUUGAGGACAGAGACUGGAAAAAAAGCCUGUCCUCUCACCCACGGCCCUCACAGUGCUAAAAACAAGGUCCUACAGUAGCCAUGGGAGUCUUGAUUUCCUAGGAAACUCUGUCUAGCGUCCUACCCCAUUUGUUGUGAAAGCUAAAGGGCAACUACCCAAUUAGACACGUGUUUCUGAAUUCCUGUCUAAGAAAUGUCACAAAACCUAUCACCUCGGUUCCCUGAGCCAGAGAACCUAGGGCAGCUUCAGCCCACAUGAGGGCUGAGUCAGCCAGCUGCCUAACAACACACCCUACCACCGAACAUCCAUAAAGGACACCUGAGUCAUACUUGGGGUGUGACUGACCCAGAUGCACAGAACUCUGCUUUAAAAAAAGUUCAUUAGCCACUGAAAGGUGAAUGAGCCAGAGCUGCCACAUUUUUCUGCUUCCAAAGUCCUGGGCCAGGAUGAGUCACAAUUGUGUGGUGGCUGGCUUGCAUACAUGACAAGACAGGACCAAUUCACUCCCGUAAAGCAAAGAGAAAUUACAGAGUUCUCUUAAAGAAUUAUUAUUCUAAAACUUUGGAAAAUAUAGAAAAGCACAAAGAAGAAAACAAAAAUCACCCCAUUCUCCCACCAACUCGGAUGAGUUUCGUUAACAUGCUGUGGAUUUACUUGCAACUUUUUCUUUUGUGUGUCUGUGCAUGUGCGUGUGUGCGCAUGCGCUUUUCAUUCCACUCUGAAUUACACUUUUCCAUGUAGAGAUAAGCAAGAAACAGGGCAUGCCAGAGAACAUCUGAGCCCCUAUCCCAGGAACAGUGUCCAGUGUAAGAGUUGGAAGAAGAGGUGGGAGAGGAACCCAAGAAGAAGGCUGUCAGAGCCAACAGACUGCCUUCAUCCUUUACCCAGUGGUGGAAAAGACCCGGAUGAAGUACCUCUCCUCAGAUGGCGGCCAUCGCGAUGAGCCAGGGAACAAAACUCAUCCAGGAGGCAUAACUCUUUCUCUCGCACUCACAUAGAACAAGAGGUGGUAAAAACACUGCCCUGCUUUUACAGGAGAUGAUGGAGCCGGCUUUCCAACAUGCCAGAAAUAAGUGUACUUAAGACACUUCGUCCUCAUAAGCUGUCUAGACAGGCCACUUCUCUGUGUUGUCUAAAUAAUAAAGCUUCUUCACGCCAGUUCCCUGAAGACAACUCACUUGUCAACAUCACCCUGGUGGCUCACAUGUCACUUACAGAAACCUAUGACAUUAUGAUACUCUUUAAGGACUCAACAUGCCAGAGAAAUAUUCCAGAGACUGUUUUCAUUAUCGUCCCUCUGGUCCUGAGUGACUCACCGCGUCACCCAGAAGACACAGGCAGAAUAGUGCUUAAUCCACCCACCCUAAACAAUUGCCAUUCUCACACUGUUUUAGGUUUCUUUCUAGCACCAGAUAAAUUUGAAAGCACACAUGGAUAUGGGGCUGAGUAGAAAGCUGAAGUUUUGGGAGAAGAGGUUUCUCCAAGGUUUACUUAGAUCUCUUGACUAUUAAUUGAAACUGAACUUGGUCAUAUCAUCUGCUUUCCUAUAAUGAAACAUAGGGGUUAUUUAACUAUUCGGUUUACGAGAAUGUUUGAAAUAUUUGACUUCCAUGGGACAGAGAGACUUCUAAGCACAUAUGGAUCCCAAGAUGGAUUUUUUUUAGGCCAUUUGCUCCCAUGCCUGUGACUACUGUCUCUGUGGUGUCAAGAAGUAGCUAAUGGUUUCAUCCUAAUGCUGCCAUAGAAAUUCUUUGAACCAGAAUGAGAAUAGGCAGCAGGACUACAGAUGGUUUGUUCCGCUCUGGGAUCAGGGAGAGAGCUUUGCUUUGCUCCUCUCUGAGGGAAUAUAGAAAUACUGCCAAGUCAGAGAAGCCCCUUCUCUGAGGGAAGACCCACAGAUGGCCCAUAGGUCCGGGUUUCUUGUAGUACCUCGUGUUCUCCAUUCCUCUUGUUCCCUGUAUUUGUACUUGUAUUUGUGGAUGUGAAAUUUGUAGAACUUUAGCCUUUCCAAUGUGCCGUAAUGAGUAUUUUGUUGUAAUUGCUCCAGUCUCAAUAAAAUAUAUUUGGAGUGCAUGGA